AUGUCAGCAGUCGAUAGGAAUGAGUUCGACACAUUCCUAACUGUUUGGUCAAAAGUGAGCUACUUUUUAAAUCAAAAUGAGCUAGUAACUUUAGGACUAGUUUCCAAAAAACUCCGUAAUGAAAUCGCGCUACCAAGACUGUUUAAUAGGAUUCAUAUAACCAAAAAUCCAAUAUUAAGAGUCACUGGUUGUUAUCUAGAUUGUAGUGCUACAUACAUCAGUGGGUUCCGAUCGGUUCAGAAAACCAAUGAUCAGAAUGACAUUUUUAUUUAUGACAGAAUAGAACAGUUUUUAUGUAUUCUCGAGGGCCGCAAACAUUUAAUUAAGGAAUUUAUUCUCGAUGACUCUGUUUUCGCAGAUAUUUAUGGAUCACGAGUAUUACUAAACCAAUUGAUAUCUACUAUUACCGGUAUAUCAACAAUUGAAAAAGUUUUAAUUAGGGAUCCCAUACUCUUAAAUGACGCUUUUGAGAAAAUUCAAGUGAUAGAAUCCUUGAAAUAUUUAGAGGUAUACAAUUUCAUCUUAUCUGCUUAUAAUAUCGGUAUGUCAAAUGUUACCAGCAUGAAAAUAAUGAUUAAUUCUGAAUUUGACUCUGAUUUUGUUAUUGACGAAAUAUUGAUGGAUAUAUUCGUCAAUCAAAUUAACACAUUAGAGAUUUCAAUUCAGGAUGAACAUAUUGAUUUUGUCGAAAUUUUGAAUUUACUUAAUAAGAACAAGAUUAUAUUUAAAAAAGUAAUUGAGUUAAAAUUGAAUUUCACUCAUACACAAAUCGAACAUGCAGGUAUAAUGGCACAAUCUAAAGGUGUUUGCAAUUAUUUUUCCCAAGCAUUUAGUAUACAGAAUAUUGAAAAAUUAGAAGUUGGUUUUUGUUGUCAUUUUAAUCAUUGUGAUUGUGUUGAUGAAUUCUUGAAUUACUUGGCACCUCAAAUGGGAAAAUUAAAAAGUGUUUCCUUAGAAGAUACGUUGCAUGAAAAUAAAGGUGAUAAUGCUCUUCAAGAACGGUUCGAUACUUCAGUUGGAAAGUUUUUAUUACAACUGCCGAACUAUGAAACUCAACUUAAAGAAUUAUGUAUAAAACAUGAUCCCCCAUUGAACGGGUUAGGUACUGAUACUGUUGAAGGUAACUAUUACAGAAGAAGAAAUUAUUAUGGAGGACUAUUACCCAAUUUUAAAUCUUUGGAAAAAUUAAUUAUACCAGGAAUGCUUCAGUCGAUUAGUUUAUAUGAAAUAAUAGUCUGUGAUUUACUUUGGAACGGAUGUACUUGUCCACAUUGUAAGAAAUACUUACCUUAUUUUGACGAAUACCUAAUGAACCAUCAAUAUUAUUCUAGAAUGACAGGUUCAUAUGAAGACAUCAUUCCUCCGGUUAUGUUUGGAUACGUAGGUGAUAUAUUAGAUCAACGGAAUCGUAAUGAAAUCGAUUGGGUUUUAAAUUGUUUCCGGUACAACCCUGUAAAUAUAACCUGGAAUUUCCAUGGAUACGAACAAAUUCAUCAUUUUGGCAAUUAUCAUUGCCAUUUUGAUGAAAAUCUAUUCCAAGCUUUGUUAAUAUGUGUCUCUCAUUUUUUCAAUGGUUAUAUGGAUCAUUUAGUGGAAUUUCUUCCAAACUUGAGAGUUGCAAUGCUAUCAGGUUUCUACUAUUCGAUUGCAGAUACAAAUAUUUAUUCAUAUAAUGGUAAGCAAUGUCGUUACAAAUGUAUCUACGACUGA
Molecule: messenger RNA, 1710 nt
Organism: Maudiozyma saulgeensis
Lineage: Eukaryota; Fungi; Ascomycota; Saccharomycetes; Saccharomycetales; Saccharomycetaceae
Source: the annotation of a GenBank genome assembly